AUGACGACCAAUCUCAGCCACUUGUCCCUCCCCCCAACCCUGAAUCCCCCUCUUACCGGCCGCGAAGCUAUAGUAGACGCCGCCUACAGAGUUCUCCUGGGCUUCGACACCAACGACCCCGAACUGUUCACCUCUGCCUUCGCCGAGGAGGCCACCUUUGACCUAAGCGGCAGAGUAACCCAAGGCCGUGAUGCCAUUCUAUCCGACCUCUUUCACGACCGGGUCAGCAAGCUGGACACGAUGCACUACUUGACCAAUAUACGCAUCAACAUCACGGAUGGGGAUACAAGGGCUCGCAUGAGUGCUUCCAUGUUGGCACAACAUUGCUUCGGUGGCGAGGGAAUGAAGGCUGACGGGGCGAAGUACUUGGCGGGCGGGCUGUGCGUGAUCGAAUUCGUAAAGGUGGAAGGGGAGGCUUUGUGGAAAGUCACGAGCUGGAAGAUUCACGUUCACUGGGCGGAUGGCGAUUCGAGUGUUGAGCUAGAGUAG
Molecule: messenger RNA, 489 nt
Organism: Cryphonectria parasitica EP155
Lineage: Eukaryota; Fungi; Ascomycota; Sordariomycetes; Diaporthales; Cryphonectriaceae
Exons: 2
Coding region: 1-489 (162 amino acids)
Source: RefSeq, a predicted model, not a curated record